AUGGAAGAAAGAAAAAACAACAAAAUACUAGUUCUUAUAUUAGUGAUAGGUGCAUCAGCAUUGUUCAUUGGCGGUGCAGUAUAUUUGUUGCAGACUAUGCCAUCAUGGCCGGGUAAUGGUCUUAGGAGUUCAGCUACAGCUGGGCUGAAUGGUAAUAAGACAGCACUAAGUACAACAACCCGCAGUGUUGGGGGAAACAGCAGCACAGUUCUCGAGGAAGCUAGUGAAAGCGGUAAAAUGAUGGAAGAGAGCAGUAUUAAUGGCGAGCCGGUCUCUGGGAUCGUGCACUCAAAGGCUAGCUUUGGUGUGGAGUCAGAAGAAAGGGAUGAAACGAAAGGGCAAGCUCCUCAACCAAAUGGCAAGGAAGAGCCGUCUAUGCUUGUGAACAAACACAAGAACACUACUACAGAGAAGAAGCCAGAAAGUAAUUCAACCCAACAAGCUCUUGUUCCAUAUACAGGGCCAAAGCAAGUUAUGCAAGAACCCGGCUCUACUUCUAUGGCUGGCAAGACAUGUACUCUGUCAUCUGAAGUCAAGCGUAUGUUAUCAGACACGACGAAUACGGGACUUAAGAAGCUGGUAAACAACCCAAGCCAACAAGCUCUUGUUCCAUAUACAGGGCCAAAGCAAGUCAUGCAAGAACCCGGCUCUACUUCGAUGGCUGGCAAGACAUGUACUCUGUCACCUGAAGUCAAGCGUAUGUUAUCAGGCACGACGAAUACGGGAUUUGAGAAGCUGGUAAACAACCCAAGCCAACAAGCUCCUGUUCCAGCUACUGGGCCAAAGCAACUUAUGCAAGAACCGGUCAAUACAAACACUACUACAGAGAAGAAGCCGGAAAGUAACACAAACCAGGAAGUUUCUCAACCAAGUGGCGAAGGUGAAUCAACUAAAGCUGAAGAAGGGGUAGAAGCUAAAGAAGAGAAGCCAGAAAGUAACACAAACCAGGAAGUUUCUCAACCAAGUGGCGAAGGUGAAUCAACUAAAGCUGAAGAAGGGGUAGAAGCUAAAGAAGAGAAGCCAGAAAGUAACACAAACCAGGAAGCUCCACAAGCAAAUGGCGAAGGUGAAUCAACUAAAGCUGAAGAAGGGGUAGUAGAAGGAAAUACACAAAACUCCAGAUCCCUAGCCCAAAACAGUCACCGGAGAAAGAAGUCCUCAACAAAAGUAUCCAGGUCCGGCAAGAGAUCCGGUAGGAAAGGACGGAAGGCACGGGGUAAUGAUAUAGUUAAAAACACCUUACGCAACUAA
Molecule: messenger RNA, 1251 nt
Organism: Nematocida homosporus
Lineage: Eukaryota; Fungi; Microsporidia
Exons: 1
Coding region: 1-1251 (416 amino acids)
Source: RefSeq, a predicted model, not a curated record